Penicillium brasilianum is the source of this 1671-nucleotide messenger RNA. The record is from the annotation of a GenBank genome assembly. Lineage: Eukaryota; Fungi; Ascomycota; Eurotiomycetes; Eurotiales; Aspergillaceae.
AUGGAAGAGGAACCCAAGUUACAGUCUAUCCCCAUGCAAGACUUCACCGCCACUGAUGAUCGAAGCAAGCACAGUGCAGAGGAAACCAUCGGCGAAGAUGUUGACUACGUUCGGGAAGACAUUCAGUCCAAGGUAUCCAAGCCACUGUGGAUCCUCAUUGUCUUUACCAUUCUCUCAUCCACGUUCCUCUUUGCCCUUGACAAUACCAUCGUUGCCGACGUGCAGUCCCCCAUCGUGAAAACCUUUGGAGAAGUCGACAAACUGAGUUGGUUGGGGGUAGCCUUUGUGCUGUCAGGCUCGGCCACUAUUUUGACCUGGGGUAAACUCUAUGGCAUUUUCAGUGUGAAAUGGCUCUAUCUCUCUUCCUUACUUCUCUUCGAGAUCGGGAGUGCUAUUUGUGGCGCGGCUUUGAAUAUGAACAUGCUGAUUGUCGGCCGUGCUGUCGCUGGACUGGGGGGUUCCGGCAUGUACCUCGGGUGCUUGAAUUUGUUGUCGCUCACCACGUCAAUUCGUCAACGACCGCAAUAUAUUGCAUUGACUGGGAUCACAUGGGGCUCGGGAACCGUUCUGGGGCCUGUGGUUGGGGGCGCUUUCACGCAGAACCAUGCCGCCACAUGGCGAUGGGCCUUUUACAUCAACCUCUGCAUAGGAGCUGCUUUCUUACCAGUCUAUGUUUGCCACUUACCGAGAUGUGAUCCUCAACCCGGGGUGUCGAAAAAGCAGAAAUUGAUGCAAAUCGACUAUCUGGGCAUCAUCCUGAUCGCCGGCAUGUUGACAGCCUUGAAUAUGGGCAUUAUCUUUGGUAGUACCACAUAUGACUGGAAGGAAGGACUAGCAUAUGUCCCCUGGAUUAUCACUGCUUUGUCGUGUGGUUUAUUCAUAACGCAGCAGUUGUUCUGUAUCGGUACAACUCCGUCCGAGCGAAUUGUCCAGUGCCAGUUCAUUGGCCAGCGUCUCAUGUUGCUACUGUUCACUCUGAUGGCUGCUGCUUCUACCUGCGUCUUUGUCCCUACUUAUUACAUCCCGUUGCACUUCCAGUUCGUCCGAGGGGACUCUGCCUUGACUGCUGCCGUGCGACUGCUACCAUUCAUUGUUCUGAUGGUGGCAUUUGGCUUCCUGAAUGGAGCUUUGAUGUCUAAGCUGGGAUACUAUAUGCCCUGGUACUUGGGCGGGGGUGUUUUGACGACAAUCGGGGGUGCCUUGAUGAGCACCGUGAACGAGACUUCCUCAAAUGCCAGAAUUUAUGGAUACACAUCCUUCAUCGGCAUCGGGGCCGGCAUGUUCAUCCAAGCGGGAUUUUCCGUCGCCCAAGCCAAGGUCUCUACAUCCCGUGAGACAGAUGCAACAUCCUUCAUGUCCUGGGGACAAAACAUGGGUAUUAUGAUUUCACUCGCCAUAUCAGGAGCAGUGUUCCAAAACAACUGCAUCGACAAGCUGAAGCAUGUUUUGCCAAAUCUCUCCCGGAACGAGCUAAAGGCCGUCAUCUCCGGAAAUGACAGCGAGAUUUUCAGGCGACUGAAUGACGAUACCCGGGCCAGAGUGCUCCAGGCAAUCGUGUGGGCCAUGUCGCGCACGUAUUUUCUGGUGGUGACGGCCGGAGCGAUGGCGAUUCUCGGAUCGCUGACGAUGAAGAGGGAACGUAUCUUCAUCAAGGCUUCAGCGGCAGCAUAG